Messenger RNA from Ostrinia furnacalis (Asian corn borer), 995 nucleotides. Its product is annotated as adenosylhomocysteinase-like 1. NCBI's taxonomy places the organism in Eukaryota, Metazoa, Arthropoda, Insecta, Lepidoptera, Crambidae. The transcript is spliced from 3 exons. The record is from RefSeq and is a predicted model, not a curated record. Gene Ontology annotation, cellular component: cytosol. Gene Ontology annotation, biological process: L-methionine cycle. Bases 372 to 995 code for a protein of 207 amino acids.
AGUAUGAAGAAGAGGGGUUACGUUUCAGAUGAUUUUGCAAGUGAAACACUGGAAAACUGCCUUUUUCAUGAACAAUACCAUCAAUUUUCACCAGCGAUAAUGCAGCGGCCAAUUGUUAUACGGUUCUAAAUUAACAAUCGCCCUUUAUAAAUUAGUGUACAGUGUUUUUCCACCUCGCACUUAGUUUUUAUCGCCACUGCGGUUGUUUGUACUGCUGUUUUAUAAUAAAACAAAUUUAUUUCUCUGUACCCAACCGGAAAAUCAGUUCAAAAAAAUUAAAAAAACCGGACUUUAUCACAAUAAAUAGAAAUUAUAAUCUGCCAUUGCCUAAUUAAAUUAAAAAAUAUUAUUAAAAAAAAGUAAAAAAAAACAUGUCGGAAGGGCAAGGGGAGCCGAAUCACAAUAAAAAGGAGAAGGAGGCUGUGAUAGCAGCUAAUGUGCCUAGCGACAGUCCUGUGACGGACCCGGGCCACGUGAGAGGAGGGCCGGCGGAGGCCGGGGCGGCGGGCAAGUUUGACGGCCAGCGCGGGAAGUCCAGCGCUUUGAAGAAAUCAGCUCGGUACCGGAGCAGAUCGCUUUCGGCGUCUUCGGCGGAUUCUUACAGUUCUACCUCUUAUACAGGGUCAUCAUCAGACGAAGACGAAGGCGUUCAACCCCAUGAAAAGGCCAUCGCAGCGGGUCAACCCAACCCACCAUACUGCGUCAGGAACGUGGAACAGCACGCCUUCGGGCGGAGGGAGAUAGAGAUAGCGGAGCAGGAGAUGCCGGGGAUCAUGGCGCUGCGGGCGCGCGCCAAGGACGACAAGCCGCUCAAGGACGCCAAGAUCGUAGGCUGCACGCACAUCAACGCUCAAACCGCCGUGUUGAUAGAAACCCUCGCAGCCUUAGGCGCCACCGUCCGCUGGGCGGCCUGCAACAUCUACAGCACCCAGAACGAGGUCGCCGCCGCUUUGGCACAUGCGGGUAAGAUACAAAAAGAGUUUAAGGCCGGGUAG